UGAACCUCGCCUCUUGCCACCAACACCUCCCAGCCUUGCCUCCUCCCACACUACCAGGAAGCAAGGUCCAGGCGGAGGGCUGAGUUGUCGAGACGCUCCGAUAAUUCUCUCACGCAGACUUGACUUAGGCGGGAGGAUUACUGUACCCAAGUGUGGCGUUCUAUUCUUGUGGUCUAUUGAAACAUUAUAUUCAAGUCUUAUAUAUUCACGGACUACGAGGAUCAACUUAGCAACAUUCGUGAACUUCGAGGAACAACUUGGCAACAUUCGCAGCGUUCACGGAUCAACUUAGCAACAUUCGCAGCGUUCACGGAUCAACUUAGCAACAUUCGUAGACUUCGAGGAACAACUUAGUAAAUUUAACGUACUUCGAGGAUCAACUCACCAACAUUGUACCACCAUCUAGUCAAGAACAAGUACAGGAAAAACACCCUACUAGUCAAAGACCGUAAGAGACCCAGGUACCCACCCGGGCAGGAAGUGAUGCAUAGCUGAUGAACUGAAUUAGCGAGGGAGAUUGUCCAGACUCAACGCCGCCACCACAGCCGUAACCACCACAGCCGCAGCCACCACAGCCGCAACCACCACAGACACCAGAGUCGCCACAGUGUAAGGCGGCGCCCCGUAAAGAACCGUACUCGAGUGCCUGAGAAAGGGUGAGAAAAUGAGGGGUUGGUUCGAUGCCUUCAGAUCAGAUGGAGGACCCACGCUCUACGCCUACAGCAACCGGACCAGCGUCACGGGCGAUGUUCCCACCAUCACUAUCUGCCUCCUCUUCCUCACCGUCUUCAUCGCCUUCCUCCUCAUCUUCCCGGGAGUCAGAAAAGAGAGAUUCGCCACCAUCUGUACAGUGACGCUGAGUUUACUGGUCGGCACCGUCAUCUGUGUGUGUAAUGUGGGGUCGUCGUGGCAUGUGGCUACAGGGGUAAUCAGGUCGUCUUACCGCGCCUUCUCCAGGGAGAAGAUUGACGCCACCCUGGGCAUUGCCGUCGGGCUGGACCACGCAAACGUCACCAUGCGGGUCAUUCCUCAACACAAUCGCAGCCUCGAUAUCAACUUCAACGAACGCUUCCACUGGAUCGAACCCACGGACAUGCGAAAACACUACCGCGAGGCGUUGGUCAAGGGUCUCCCUUACCCCAUCCUCACCGUAGCGGAGUACCUCACCCUGGACAGCGAGGGCUUCGCCUGGGGCAGAUACUACCGCAGCGCCGGCUACUACACCAGUAUAAUCCUCUGGGCGGCUUUCGCGUCGUGGAUACUGAUGAACGUCCUGCUGGUGAACGUGCCCCGCUAUGGUGCUUAUACCAUGACUAUCACGGGGUCACUGAUGGGGCUCUCCAACAUUAUCUUCUACCUCCUCAUGCCCCCAAAGCCCCUUGAAAUACGCUUCGAGGAAGUCACUCUCACCUUCAGCUUGGGCUGGUGCUUCUGGCUGACUCUGGUUGUAGGAUGCCUUGUAACCAUAUCUGGACUGGUCGUAUCUAUGGUGGACUGUAUCUACCCUCACAAGUUCUCCACCAUCCUAGAGGUGGACUUCGACACCCCUUACGACCGGCACAUCAUCAUCGAGGAUUCACACGACACCAGGAAACGCCGCUUCAAGAUCCCACGCCUGGAAGAACCUCUGAACGCUGGUCUCAACGCUGGCUCUAGACUCCUCCGAAGACUCUCCAAGCGAGGAAAGGAAAAUACGGAGGAGAAUGAGCCCAGGAUCUCUCCCGGCAUCGACAACCACGCCUUCGAAAUGGAACCUCCAAAGGCGCCAUGGAAAUACCCGAACUUCAUGAUGCGAACAGACUCUAAGAAAUCGACCAAAUCCGUCAACUUCAGAUCGGCAUCACAGAGAUCACAACAGUUCCUGGACAUCCCACAGCUGCCGGAUUACGAGGAAAAAGUCAACAAAGCCUUCAAUCGAUCCGACUCCAAGCAGAGCAGUAUGUCGUCUAUAUCAGUCGCGUCGUCGCCCAAGAGCGUCAACUUUGAGGACCCGGUUCUGCCAGGACCCAGCGUCCAUCCUGGCGGGGCCGAAGCUGCCCCCGGAGCGUCCAUACUCCGGCAGGACUCCAGCCAAUCAGUAGCAUCAUCUUCAUCCUCGUUCGGCCUAGGGAUGCUUACGAGGAACCAAAGCGUCCGUAGGAUCUCCAACGAGGAAAACAAUCAUCCGCCAGUAGCGAGAAACAACUCUGGCAAUAUUAUUGUGUUCCACCGCACGGACUCCCGCGGCCAGCUGCAGAGGUUGAACGGUGAAGUGGUAGAAAUCCAGACUGAGGAUUCGUCGGACAUUUGGUAAAGUGCUGAGAGAGUCGUUUGUGAGCCCCUCCGCUUAAAUUAUACAGUAUACUAAAGGAAGGCCUCACAGCUACUCUCUCUUUAACACUUAGUCCAAGCCUCCUACUUAACAUUAUAGUGAUGGGUAAUUCAUAUCAUUUUUAUUCUACUCAUUAUUACCGGGAGAUUAUCUCUUAAAUGACUUAAAACACAAGAUAUGGUCGUCCCAGUAACUCGCAUGCUGUACGACUCUCACGGCAUACGAUGUGAUACUCAGUGAUUAUAUUAGAAAAUAAACAAAAAGUGAUAUAGUAAUUUUAGUAUAACUUCACGCUCUCAUGAAUUUGAAGCUGAACUCUGUAUGAUAAAGCUUUCUGUAAUUUAUUGUGAUCAACAUUUAAUUAAGCGCCUCACGAUAGCUGUGAAACUCAAUAUGUUCAGUGUGUGUGUAAGCUCAAGUUCCAGUAUUUGUUGAUAUACGACAUCUCAAGGGUUUUAGGCGACAAUGAAAGACUAACAUGGCCUUUGUUACCUUGUAGGCGCGCUUUGUUCUCAAGUGUAAACGAUUUUGGAAGAGUUUGUAGGUAGUUUCAUAUGAGAACACGUGCAAUAUAUAUAUAUUUCAUCUACUGAAUGUCUAAACAUUAAAUAUCAUACAACAAUAAUUAUCAUUUUGUCUACGAUAUAAACUACAGACAUCCCAUCACGUUGUUUACAGUGUAGACAACUAGUGGAAAGUUUGUUAACGUUAUUUAUACUUCAAACACAAGACCAUCCGUCACAAGCUCACCACCAUGCACCUACAACUUGACAAACGUGAGUCUUCCAUAGUCGCCUAAACACAGCAGCGUGUACCCUCGAGAUAGUGGAUCAAAUAACCCAGUGAUGAACCUUGGGACUGAACUCUUUCCUCACAGGUUUUGUGUGUGUGGUGGUUCAGAUCCUCCUAUGUAUUUUAGAGCUUUCAAACCCUUCCCACUUGCACGUUGCUGAUCGCUGUCAGAGCUGCAUUGUUAAUCAUACUCUGACAUAUGUAUAAUAAACAAUUUUGUAUAUAUA
This is a messenger RNA of Homarus americanus (American lobster), 3330 nucleotides long. Its product is annotated as dual oxidase maturation factor 1-like. Gene Ontology annotation, cellular component: endoplasmic reticulum membrane. The transcript is spliced from 7 exons. Gene Ontology annotation, biological process: protein transport. The record is from RefSeq and is a predicted model, not a curated record. Lineage: Eukaryota; Metazoa; Arthropoda; Malacostraca; Decapoda; Nephropidae. Bases 665 to 2293 code for a protein of 542 amino acids.